AUGACAACAACCAUACAUCUAACAUUGAACAACUGUCAUGUGUAUGUGAAUCCACAAUGGAGGAUUUACGAGCCAUGCAAUGAGGCGACUCUUACCCUAGGGAAGAGCUACAAGACACAUUUUAAGUAUCACUCCUUGCAUUUCCUGUUGCCUGAGGCCUUGUGUAUUCUUAAUGAAGCCCAGGGAAAACAGUGUGUAAAAAGCUUCCGUGGAGCCGCUGUAGCUUGCCAAGGAGAAAAAGAUGACAUAAUGCGAUUUGGCCAAUUUGCUUCAUCAACUACUGACGAGGAUGUGGCUAAAACAUUUGCAGAUUGGAAGAAUUGUUUUAAGGUCAAUACCUGCUUUGGUGCUUCCCUGGAAAGUGAAAGCUGAAAAGGAGGUGUUGAUUCCCCCAUAUGAGGUUUUCAAAAUUGCUAAGGUGACCAAGAAUAAAGUAUUGGAAGAGAAGGACAAAAAUAUUAAGAGUGAAUGUGAGAUUGUCUAUGAACUAGAGAGCACAAAAACAACCAAAAGUGACUGGAAUUGCCAUAUUGUCGAAAAUGACAAAAACAAUGAAGAAAAUGUGUAA
Molecule: messenger RNA, 568 nt
Organism: Coregonus sp. 'balchen'
Lineage: Eukaryota; Metazoa; Chordata; Actinopteri; Salmoniformes; Salmonidae
Source: the annotation of a GenBank genome assembly